ACAAAAAGUGAAAAGCAGAGAGAAAAAAUAACAGAGGAAUGCCACAACUUUCCUCUGUCAAUAGCAAAAAAGAACUACAGAAACUCUUAUUUAUCUGCUUCUUCUUCUUCCUCAGUUCAUCUGAAUUGAUCACUGCAAUCUAUCCAUGGAAGAUCAAUGCACGUCUCUUAGCUGGGAAUUCUGCUCUCAAGAAGAUGGAAUGGAGGAGCUGAGGCAUGCUCUUUUUUACACAACUUUGGAGCUUGAAACAACAAUCAUGUCAGCUAAGGAAGAGAUUUUGAGAAGAGAAUGUGAAAUUUUGAACCUCAGAGAUCUUCUGAACAGAGCCAUUAAAGAGAAAGAUGAAGUUGAAGCAAAAUGUGGGAAGUUGAUGUUUGAGAAUCUGAUGAUGCUUCAACAGAAAAAGAAUCAAGAACAAGAAGUCACUCCACAAAGUGACAGUGAUUCUGAUGACAACACAAUUCAGUCUUCUCAAACUGACCCAGUUGUGGGAGAGCCAUUGUUACCUCAAGAACUCCCACCAACUGUUUGGGAAAAUGCCUCUGAGGACGUCCCACCAACUGUUCGGAAAAAUGCCUCUGAGAAGCCAUUGCCUGAGAUAGGCAAGCUUCUACAGGCAGUUAUAGAGGCAGGCCCCCUCUUGCAGAACCUCCUCCUCGCCGGGCCGCUCCCUCACUGGCAGCACCCGCCACCGCUCGUCGACUCGGUCGACAUCCCACCCGUGAUCAUCUCUCCCCGCCCUUCACAGCUUCCAGCUCAAAGCUCUUCCAUUGACAUCAGAAAGAGAAGCCAUUCUCUGCUCUCUGAUGUCUCUCAACAUUCCCACAACAAGCAUCAAAAACUGGCACAGUAAUAGUCCCAAUGACUCUUGAUUUCUCAUUCUCUCUACUUUUUUUCAAUGCCCAUCUGCUGAUUUACUGUCAUCCUUUUUUUCUUU
Messenger RNA from Momordica charantia (bitter melon), 937 nucleotides. RefSeq lists its product as uncharacterized. Lineage: Eukaryota; Viridiplantae; Streptophyta; Magnoliopsida; Cucurbitales; Cucurbitaceae. The record is from RefSeq and is a predicted model, not a curated record.